Messenger RNA from Prorocentrum cordatum, 501 nucleotides. Lineage: Eukaryota; Dinophyceae; Prorocentrales; Prorocentraceae. The record is from the annotation of a GenBank genome assembly.
GCGGGCGGGCUGGCGCCGCCGCCUGUGGGCGUGAGUGCAGCUGCGCCAGAGGUGCUGCUGGCGACGCGCAGCUUCGCUCUCCGCGCCCUGGGCACCUGGGACUGGUGCGGCGGCGCGAAGAUGCACAGGGGAGCGAGGCCCCAAUGGCAGGCGGACGGCAGCUUGGAGGACGACUGCAAGCGCUGGGCGGAGGAGCCCCGCGAGUGCGUCUCCGAGGACGGGGGCGUCGAUGACAUCUCCAGAGGGGUGUCGGUGAUAUGGCGUGCACCAGUUGUCGAGGCCGCUGCUGCAGGCGAUCUCGGGCCUCAGCCGACCGUCCACGUGGUGCGGGAGGCCAAGGCCCUGGAGCGCUUUGCCGCGCAGCAUGCUUGGAGCUUUGGCGUCGCAGGGGCCGAGACGGAAGAGGUCGGGUCUCAGCCGGCACUUCCCAGCAGUGGGUGGUGCGGCGCCGUGGCCAGUCGCCCCCCCGGCGUGCGGAGCGUGGCGGCGGCGCCGUGCUAA